Molecule: messenger RNA, 900 nt
Organism: Pristis pectinata (smalltooth sawfish)
Lineage: Eukaryota; Metazoa; Chordata; Chondrichthyes; Rhinopristiformes; Pristidae
Product: ganglioside GM2 activator-like
Exons: 4
Coding region: 3-476 (157 amino acids)
Biological process (GO): ganglioside catabolic process; lipid transport
Cellular component (GO): cytoplasmic side of plasma membrane
Molecular function (GO): lipid carrier activity; enzyme activator activity
Source: RefSeq, a predicted model, not a curated record
AGAUGGCUCUUCACUUCAGUGUCAUUUUCCUGGCCAUUUACUUGCUCAGCCAGAUGAGAACUUCAGAUGCCUUUCGUUGGGAAGACUGCGGUAAGGGCAAUGACGCACUUCAGUUCAAAUCGUUCUCAUUAAGUCCACAACCUGUUCGGUAUCCAGGAACAGUUAGACUUGGGUGGAGUGCCCAAGUGAAACGUUCCCUCAGGGGAAUGCAGGUUCAAUCACAAUAUUACAAGAAGGAUGGCCAUUGGGUGAAAAUUCCGUGUCCUGAGAUUUACCAUUGUGAUGUGGAUGUUUGUAAAGCAUUGGGCAAGGAAACAUCUUGUGCUUUCAACACUGGACUUUUUGUGCGUCCAGAACAUGAAUAUGUGCAUUCAUCGUCGAUUCCAAGUGGGGAUUACUAUGGAGAAUUACAUUUUUUCAGCAGUGGACAACAUGUUGGGUGUGUUCGUGUCUACUAUGAGGUUAUAGGGGCAUAAUGUGCUGAAGAGGUGACAAAGAAAACAUAUAUCUUACAGGAAGAUACAUAUUCUUCUCUUGAUUUUUGACACAUUCUCAGUUUAGCCUAGAAUUUUUUUGGAUCUUGCUGCAGCAUUAUUGAAAUUUCUCUUAAUUCACUGAUAACUUAUGCAUUCAGAAAUGCUUAAUGGCUGUAUAUUUCAUGUGAAAAAGUCAUUAAAAAUUGUACUUAAUUUUCUUUAUCAAUGUACCCAUAACAUUUUUAAAGUAGAAGCAUUCUAACCAUGAAAACUGUCUCCAAAACAAGCAAUUCCUGCGUAACAGCCAUUUGAGUUACGGAAAUUCACCCUGAUGGAAUUCACAAAUCAUUACCCAAAAGUCUGAGAUACAGAAUAAAAUUCACUCUUAUGGAAUUUGGGGGAAAAGCAAUAAAAAUUAAAUCAA